AUGUACAACGAUCCGUUUGCUGGUCUCCUCACGCAGAAGAACCGCCACGAGCUGGAAAGUUUCCUGAAGGGGACGGCUGAGCAGGGCGUCCGAUGGGAGAAUCUGAUCGCGAUUCGCUCUCGAUACGUCGAUGACGCACUGGAGCACCGCGGCAGCGGCACCAAGCAAGUUGUGAUCCUCGGGGCUGGUUUGGACACUCGCGCGUAUCGCUUGUUGUCACUGCGUGCAUGCCAUGUUUUGGAAAUUGAGCGAAAUCCCCGGGCAUUUGAUCAUAAAGCCGAAGUAUUGCAAGACGCGCCGCUGAUGGCACGAAAGCUUGACUGCAUCGUUGCCAACCUCGCCGAUGAUGACUGGGACCACAAGCUGCUCGCUCAUGGAUUCGACUCAAGCUUGCCUACAUUUUGGGCGGAUAUCGCUGGCCACGCAACCUUUGCUGUCGAGGGCUUUGGUGAAGUUACGAUGAAGCACGGCGAAGACGACCCACUACGUGGUGUGCUGCGCGAGAUCCCCUGGUGUUUGCAGCUGCAAGCUUCGCUUGGGGAGGAAGGGGUUCAUUUUGGUCGCAAGUGGUCACCGUUGUCUUCUUCGGAUACCGGCGAGAGCGUUCCAGUUUGGUUUGUCGUCGGCAAGAAGCCCAUUCCGACCGAAGCGUGUAAGAAGGACGUGUGCUCUGGUUUGGACUGCUGA
Messenger RNA from Phytophthora sojae, 687 nucleotides. RefSeq lists its product as hypothetical. Gene Ontology annotation, molecular function: methyltransferase activity. The record is from RefSeq and is a predicted model, not a curated record. Lineage: Eukaryota; Oomycota; Peronosporomycetes; Peronosporales; Peronosporaceae. The transcript has a single exon. Bases 1 to 687 code for a protein of 228 amino acids. Gene Ontology annotation, biological process: methylation.